AUGAAAAGGAAACGCCAGCGAGAACAAAACGAAGCAGAAACCUGUUUUCAAUCUGUUCGGGUCGGGGCGGAACUAAAUAAUGAAAUUAUAAGACAAAACUACUUCUUUACAGUUCACUGCUCUCCAUGCUCUUUGCUGAGACUUCUCUUCUUUCGCAACUUCUCCAAAGAUCAGUUAGGCACGUUCCUGAACGAGGCGAUCACAACUUCAAGCUCUAGUCCUCAGAGGUCACGACUUCAUUACAAAGAGGAAGUAAUCUCAGGAUCCAAGGACAUUACCUCCAGGAUUAACUCCUUCCUUCCUCCAGGACUGGUCCAUUCUUCCUCAGGAGUCCUUUGUCCGAUCGCAGUAGCCGCCGUGGUACCGUUACCCACCGCCAUUACAGACCACUGUUCAUCAAAGCACGUCUGCUAUUGCCGUGAAAGUCUCAAUCAGCCAACUCGCACAUCGGAUAACUCCAGAUCGGAAAACGUAAACGAAUCGGAUUAA
Molecule: messenger RNA, 489 nt
Organism: Nezara viridula (southern green stink bug)
Lineage: Eukaryota; Metazoa; Arthropoda; Insecta; Hemiptera; Pentatomidae
Source: the annotation of a GenBank genome assembly